CAGUCUGCGGUGGGGAAAUGUCCGACGGCUCCUGAACGUGGGAACAACACAUGUAACGUGCUCGUGGCCGCGCCCCUUCAUAGUAGGGUGGGUUUGUGUUGAUGUCAAAAAGUUACACAAGCGACCGACGAGGCAGCGGAAGAGGACGAAGACACACCGGUCACACCUGUAACCACACACACACACACACACACGUUUCUGUUCACACAGACGAAACAGCCACGACCGUCAGAUCGAGUCAGCGGGGAAAUCCUCUCACACAACCGAGCACGGCUCCUCCGUUCGGACAACACGUUGUUUUUUCCGGCGCGCACACCGCUCACUACUGGGAGGAGCACCGGCAUGUCACCGUGAUUUCCAUCGGUUAACAAGUCGUCUCCUGCGCGGGGCCACGCUCCUCACUCUCCGCUCACAGACAGAAGUGUGGCCUGCUCACUUUGUACAACACCAACAGUUCAGUCAUGGAGCUGAGCUCAGUGAUUCUCACCACCGGCGGAUCCGCGGUGUUCUUCAGGCUCCUCAACGCGGGGGUCAGUAGGCUGCCCAUGCCCGCGUCAGCCUCCAGGAACGCGUGGAAAUGGAGGAAUAUCUCCACAUCGUUCGUGCACAGCCUCGUCACCGCGAUAUGGGCCGUGCUCUGCUUUUUCCGUCACCCGCAGAUGGCUGAGGAUCUAAUAGACACCUACUCGGCGUUUUCUCAUGCUUUGGUGUCGUUUUCGAUCGGUUACUUCAUCUACGACUUCUUUGACAUGGUGCUCAACCAGAAGCUGAAUCAGUCCUGGGAGCUCCUCUUCCAUCACAUUGUGGUGAUCUCCUGUUUUGGCCUCUCUGUGGUCUCGGGCCACUACGUGGGCUUCUCUGUGGUCGCCCUGUUGGUGGAGAUAAACUCUGUUUUACUCCACCUCAGGCAGAUGCUGCGUAUGGCCAACAUCGCUGCAGGAACACUGUACCGGGUCAACAGCAUAAUCAACCUGGGCACGUACGUGGUGUUCCGCAUCAACACGCUGGCCUGGAUGACCCGCUGGCUGGUGCUCAACCGGGACAAGGUGCCCCUCCUGGCCUACACGCUGGGCAGCGUGGGCAUGGCCAUCAUGACGGUGAUGAAUAUUGUCCUCUUUUAUCGGCUGCUCCGGAGUGACUUUUUGAAGAAUAGCACCAGGGAAACAAAGAAGGAGAAGGAGAUGUAGAGACAAGGAGGAGGAAGAGACACAAGAAGGAUUAGAUUUCACACACUUAUUGCUGUAUGUUUACACCCUAUGGCUCAGAUUUGGUACCAUUUUGCCUUUAUGUAUAUAGUACAGUAAACUCAUAGCUGGGAAACGAGCGACCUUUCUCAUAUUGUACAGAUUGUAACCGGUGGGCCUCAUUCCAAACACAGAUCACACUCAGCCUUUAUGCUGAAAUCUGUCAUUUGUAGUUUUGACAGUUUCUGUCCUCUUAAAGUGCCAUUAGUGGCUCACUGAUGGUGAAAAAAGGAUUUUUCAUAUAAACUUGUAAAACAACAUCAACACCUUCAUCGUCCUGCAGGGUGAUUCAGCUAAAUCUAAAAUGUGGCUUAUGGUAAGUGAAUAUGCACUGUUUGUAAACCCUCCCACACCCAUGUAUGCAUUCAUAUUAUAUACUGUACAUAUUGCAUAUAAUAUACAUACAUAUGCUGUUGUGGGUCAUUUAAAAGUUUCCCAUAAAGUUUAUUUGCAGCAUAAAUUAAAAUUUUAAGAAUAAAUUAGUGGAAUUCAAAUCCUCUGGGUGUGUAACACUAAAGCCUACAGAGGUGAUUAUUUCUUUUUUCGUUUUCCACCAAAUAUCCUCAACCAAAAACCACCUGCUACCUCGGAAAGCUUGUAACAGUCGUUUACUUCUUUCAAAAACAAGCUUCACUGUCAGUGUUUGGCUGGUAGUUUGUUGCUGGAGAAGAGUAAACGUUAGGAAAAGCUUUUGUCAAAUAGAAUCAGGAAAUCCAGCAAACAGCAGUCCUCACACGGAGGAGAGAAGAGGGUACUCGGAUGGUUAAUAAUUGCUAAAUAUGUCAAAAAGUGGCAUUUAAAUUAAAGCAAAAUAGAUUUGAACAAUAAUAGCCUUUUUAAAAGAUUAUGUAAAAAUAACUCACAAAGCUUAAACAAAUCAGUGAUAAAUCACAUAAAAUAAAAAAAGCACAUGUCUAUUUGUUAUAGAGUCCCAUGAUGGUGGACAGUCUGCAGUAAGAGCUUUCAGACUACCUGAUAUUCCUAAUCUGGCCUAUGGAGGGCAGCAAACUCCUUAACAUCACCUCAGUGCCCUCAAGACCACCAGAGGUGUCUUUUAUUUUGUAAUAUCCUCAGAAAUAUGUGCCUUUGAUUUGAAGUUGGCACAGGAAGACAUGGAGAAAUCCUCGAGGUCAGUGUUGGAUCAAGCAGGUCUGAGAUCUGUGAAUACAGCAAACUGUUAAACAUGCUGCUGCCUACUCUUCCCACUCACACUAUGACAUCAUGAUGAUGCCAUUCGUGUUUUGUGUUUUUGCUUUUUUCGUGUAUAUUAAUUGUCUCCAGGGGUUAAAUUGUAUAUAUGUAUAAUUUAUUUGUAAUUAAAAUAUAAAUUGGGGAUUAAAGAUGGAAUGAACACAGUGUUCAGGGAAUUUCCCCCGAUGUUUUUGGGUUGUCCACUUGUCCCAUUCUUGUGAACACGAUAUCUCAGGAACACCUUGAGGAAAUUUCUUCAAAUUUAGUAAAAAUGUUCAGUUGGACUCAAAGAUGAACUUAUUAGAUUUCAGGGGUCAAAGAUCAUGUGACCUCACAUGAAAUGUAUGUAUAAAUGUCUAAAAUACACUGAACAUUGUAACCUUCAUGAAGGGAGGAUUUGAUGCUUAACUGUUGUGUUAGACUCAGUUUGUUUCGGCUGAAUGUAGUUUGCAGAUAAAUAUUUGACACAAACAAAUUAAAAUCUUUGUCCACAUCAAAAUCAAGACAUCGCUGCACUAAACAGACUGCACAGUUUGGGAGGAAGGCAGUAGAGAUUGAAUUAUUAUUAUUGUCGUGACUUAAUUACCUUUUUUUAGUAUCUCCCUUUUUGAUUUGAUCCUAUAUUGUCAAUCUAGAUUUGCUUUUCUCCAACUUUUUCGGGCAGCUUUGUGGUUGUAGUAAGGAAAAAUGGUGACGAUUGAAGUUCUUACUAACAAACAAGCUUAUAUUUGUAAAUGUGUUGUGCAAAGCUGUAAUGUUAUUGGAAUUAUACAUGUUUGAUACCAGAUAUGUCCAUGAUGUUGUUGUGGGGUCUUAUAGGAAACACAGCAGCUGAAUGCGGUUUCAAAUGAUGGCAGGAUAAAUGCCAUCAUCAGCCCUGCUCUUCCUGGGGUCCGCAGCAAACAAACCUACCUUAUAAGUUGGAUAACAUUUUUAUUUUUUAUGUUUUAUAAAUGAAACUCCAAUUUAUGUUUAUACAAUAACUGUUUAACGUGACAAUAAAGAUCAAUGAAAUGAAA
Messenger RNA from Paralichthys olivaceus (Japanese flounder), 3454 nucleotides. RefSeq names its product TLC domain containing 2 (gene tlcd2). Lineage: Eukaryota; Metazoa; Chordata; Actinopteri; Pleuronectiformes; Paralichthyidae. The record is from RefSeq and is a predicted model, not a curated record. Gene Ontology annotation, biological process: phospholipid homeostasis; plasma membrane organization; regulation of membrane lipid distribution. Gene Ontology annotation, cellular component: plasma membrane.